This is a messenger RNA of Hippopotamus amphibius kiboko, 1478 nucleotides long. It is a transcript of the gene PDLIM1, whose product is annotated as PDZ and LIM domain 1. The coding region runs from base 144 to 1133 and encodes 329 amino acids. Lineage: Eukaryota; Metazoa; Chordata; Mammalia; Artiodactyla; Hippopotamidae. Gene Ontology annotation, molecular function: actin binding; muscle alpha-actinin binding. The record is from RefSeq and is a predicted model, not a curated record. The transcript has 7 exons. Gene Ontology annotation, biological process: heart development; actin cytoskeleton organization; muscle structure development. Gene Ontology annotation, cellular component: filamentous actin; Z disc; adherens junction.
CCUCCGGCCCAGCUCCCGCCCGCCCCAGGCUCCCCGGGCCCGCGCCGCGCGCUCUUUCUCCGACAGCUGCCCGGGAGCCCAGCUCGCCGCUCCGCGUCCUGCCCGGUCUGUCCUCUAGACUCGCCGCCCGCCGUCGCCGCGCCAUGGCCACCCAGCAAAUAGCCCUCCAGGGCCCGGGACCGUGGGGCUUCCGCCUCGUAGGGGGCAAGGACUUCGAGCAACCUCUCACCAUUUCCCGGGUCACUCCUGGAAGCAAGGCUGCUAUGGCUAAUUUAUGUAUUGGAGAUGUAAUCACAGCCAUCGAUGGGGAAAAUACCAGCAAUAUGACGCACUUGGAAGCUCAGAACAAAAUCAAGGGCUGCACAGACAACAUGACUCUCACAGUAGCCAGAUCUGAACAGAAAAUCUGGUCUCCUCUGGUGACAGAGGAAGGGAAACGACACCCAUACAAGAUGAAUUUAGCCUCCGAACCCCAAGAGGUCCUACACAUCGGAAGCGCCCACAACCGGAGUGCCAUGCCCUUUACGGCCUCACCUGCCUCCAGCUCUGCCCCCAGGGUCAUCACAAACCAGUACAACAACCCAGCUGGCCUCUACUCCUCUGAAAACAUCUCCAACUUCAACAAUGCCUUGGAGUCAAAGACGGCAGCCAGUGGGCAGGAGACGAAUGGCAGAGGCUUAGACCAUUCUCAGCUUCCAAGCGGACUCGUCAUUGACAAAGAAUCUGAAGUUUACAAGAUGCUUCAGGAGAAACAGGAGCUGAAUGAGCCUCCAAAACAGUCCACUUCAUUCUUGGUUUUGCAGGAAAUCCUGGAGUCUGAGGAGAAAGGGGAUCCCAACAAGCCGUCAGGAUUCAGAAGUGUUAAGGCUCCAGUCACCAAAGUGGCUGCUUCGAUUGGAAAUGCCCAGAAGUUGCCCAUGUGUGACAGAUGUGGCACCGGCAUUGUCGGCACAUUCGUGAAGCUGCGGGACCGUCACCGCCACCCUGAGUGUUACGUGUGCACCGACUGUGGCACCAACCUGAAACAGAAGGGCCACUUCUUCGUGGAGGAUCAGAUCUACUGCGAAAAGCACGCCCGGGAGCGUGUCACUCCACCCGAGGGCUACGACGUGAUCACUGUGUUCCCCAAGUGAGCCGGCCGCGCUGCACCGAACGUGGUUCUCCAUCCAGCCCCUGCUGCAUCUUUUCCUCUGAAAGCUCUGGCCUCUCUUUGCUUGGAAGUUCUCGCUUACUUUGAUUAUCCCUGCCCAUUAAAUGUCUUGUCCCCUUUGCUAACUGACUCACGCUGGCUGUGUGCCGCCCGCUUUUGUAAUUAACAGAAGAUGGUCUUGUGGGGUGUCGCCUUGCCAGUGUCACUGUGUCUUCUCUUCCCCUGCAUUCAUCUCUGCUGCAGAUGGACAUCAGCCAGAUUUGAACCAAACUGAAUUUAACGUCUGACAAUGAUUUUGUUUUUACUCAAUAAAUUGACGUCAAGGCAG